Messenger RNA from Dermochelys coriacea (leatherback sea turtle), 4810 nucleotides. RefSeq names its product fibroblast growth factor 23 (gene FGF23). Gene Ontology annotation, biological process: positive regulation of protein phosphorylation; positive regulation of gene expression; positive regulation of cell population proliferation. The coding region runs from base 101 to 853 and encodes 250 amino acids. Gene Ontology annotation, cellular component: cytoplasm. The transcript is spliced from 3 exons. The record is from RefSeq and is a predicted model, not a curated record. Gene Ontology annotation, molecular function: growth factor activity; type 1 fibroblast growth factor receptor binding. Lineage: Eukaryota; Metazoa; Chordata; Testudines; Dermochelyidae.
CUCCAAAUAUACGCAGAGAAGGCAAAGAGAGACACACACAGGAGGAGUGAGAAAGUAUCAAGUUUCAGAUAACUGCACCAGCCACUAAGGAAGGAGCACCAUGUCACAGCCCUGUCAGUGCAGCCGCCUGGACUUCAGGCUGUUUGUGCUAUGCUGCUUCAAGGCUAUUGCUGCCUUUCCCAACUUCUCUCCACUGCUGAAUCCCAGCUGGGGAAACACAGAUAGCCUGAUGCACCUGUACACAUUUACUGAGAAGAACAGCUUCCAUCUGCAAAUCAACCCCGAUGGUUAUGUUGAUGGCACACCUCACCAAUCCAUUUACAGUGCCCUAAUGAUCAAAUCUGAGGAUGCUGGCUAUGUGGUGAUAACCGGUGUAAAGAGCGGGCGCUACCUAUGUAUGGACGUUAAAGGAAAUAUCUUUGGAUCGCAUUAUUUCAGUCAAGAAGACUGCAUGUUUAAACAAAGAACACUAGAAAAUGGAUACGACGUGUACCAAUCUCCCAAGUACAACUUUCUGGUCAGCCUGGGCAGGGCUAAACAAGCUUUCUUUCCUGGUAUGAAUCCACCGCCGUACUCCCAGUUCUUGCCCAGGAGAAAUGAAAUCCCUCUGAUCCGAUUCAAUACACCUGAACCCCACAGGCACACUAGAAAUGCAGACAUUGAUCCUCUCCAGAUUUUGAUCCCUCGGGGAGAGGCCUUUGACACAGGACCUCAGAGGUUGCAGACUCACUUUGCUCACCUGCCUAGAGAGCCCAUGAGAAUCAAUCCAAAUGAUGUGGUCAACCCAGAUGACCCACUUGCAAUGAUGGAUGUCAGAAGAAAUGGAAGUCCGCGCUUUUAUAUUACAAGAUAGCCAGGGUCACGCCUCUGGAGAGAGGAAACACAGGUGAAUAUGUUAGACAGAGAGAACUGGCUAGUACCUUAAAAUCUUUUAUAUUCAAUAUUUGACUUUCACAAGGCCUAUUAGAAACCUAAAAAGCAUUGAAAAUAUUUGAAUUCAAGCUUUGUUCAUGUAGAUAACGUUACAGGAACAUGGAAUUGUAUGUUAUUUUACAGGUGGAGCUUUAUUUUACUUGAAAUAAGCUGCAUUAGCAAGGUAAUAACACUAAUCAAACAUUUUAGGGUCUUGACUCUCCUCUAGCUUACAUUAGAGUUAUUCCACCAAAGCCUGAGUCAUUGACAUUAUGCUACUGACACAUAACGGAGAGAAGAAUCAGGUCCUAGAAUUUUUAGAACUCUAAUGUAGGCAGGAAAGUUUGCAUCUAACCUACCCUUCAAACUCUAGGUCAGAAGGCUGCACAAGAACAGCAGCCUAAAUUAGUGAUUGUGUAUUAUACAGAAAACUUUAUUAUGUACAAGAUUAGAGCCUGAGUCUCCUCUCAUACCAGUGAGACUCAGGAGUAACUCCGUUAAAGGAGUUACGCUGGUGUAAAAGUAGAGUAAAUGAUCAGAAAAUUUGGUCCUAAUAACUGACAUACUAGUCGGGAUACAGUAAGAACUGGCUCAAACUAAACCCAAACUGAAAUUACUUUGAGGUUUGGAAAAACUCAGGUAGCUUUUCUACUUGUUUUGUUCAUAGCUCCGUCUAAACUAUACAACCAGGUGUCAGAACAGAAGUGCACAAAUACAAAGAGAAGAGUUAUAUUCUUAGAAUUUCCAACCGAGAAAGAAAUAGGAAAUACCAGAAAUAACAAAUUGUGAUAAUACUGCAUUGAACAGAUUAGCAUAUUUGGUGGGCGCACCAAAAACUUCUGUUAGAGAGAAUCAUAGCUGUCCACCUGUGUUUCAUAGACCCCAUAAUGCUAAUAGCUAAUGGAGAUUCUCCUCUAGCUGGAAUUGUCAGGGUGGGUGUUUUAGGAAUAGGAGGACCUGAGUUCUAUCCCCACUGUCUCCAUGAUGUUCUGAGUGAUCAUGGGGUGCUCUAGAGUGACAACAGUGAAGUCCCUACAUAGCCCUGUGUUUCUUUAUACAUUCCAAUUAAGAGCUCCAAGUAUUAAGAAAAAAAGCCAACAUAAUUCUAGACCAGAGAGGUCAGUAUACAUUAUGGAUACUCCUGCUCAUUGGACUUGAACAUCCAUCCAUCCUGAGUUCUACUCAUCUGUAGUUAAGAUUUGGAUGCACCAAAAUCCGUAGCUAGUAAAUUCAAGAUGAACGCACCUCAAAAGGAUCAGGGGUUUGAUUGGGUUUAGAUAAAGUCUGGAUGGUGUGUCUGAAUUUUUAUUGUAAUUGCAUUGGGCCUUCCAGACCUGGAAAACUCCCCAAACCAGGCUCUUUCAUGAUGAGAUUGUCUGGUCGUCCCAGAGUCUGGUUAAAGCAGAAGAGCUUUAAAAUUAGUGUGGAAGUUCAGCUAUGGGCCCUGAAAGAAUCAAGAGCAGAGGAGUGAAUAGAUGGGGAAAAAAAAAUUGAAACAGGUAUUCAAACCUCCAAAAAGGCUGGGCUUUGGGCAUGGAUGAUGGUUCAAGACCAUUCUGAUUUUAUCAGAAUUCUGCCGUGGGGAAGCCUGCCUAGACAUGCAACAGGAAAGGACUCAACUCCAGCAGGCGGCUGGAGUCUUUCCUGACUUAAAUGGCAACCUGUACAGAUGAGGGAAGGAUGGACUGAUACUGCUUCUAAGUGUCUUCUGUUGGACAGUAUCAAGUCCCUAGCACUGAAUGUGCAGACAGAUGUGGAACAAACCACAGCACUAUCUGCUAAAAUACCAGGAGUGUUUCAGGAAGUUUCUCAGGCCAAAUUAAUCCAUGAUAUAAAUAAUCUGAUUCUUAUAGCAGGGAUGAAUCUGACCCUGCAUCUUUAAAUCUAAAGGAAUCCAUGAGAUAAGAGCAUUGACUCUAAGCUUUCCUUUGAUUUCCUAUUGCUACUCCAGCCACAAUGAACACUUAAGAAACGAGGCAUAAGGAAACCAGAAUGAAGUCAUCACAAGAUCAGCAGCCUUGCUAGCUCAUCAUCAGGAGCUUGUUUUCUGGCUUUGGAAGGGCCUUUGCAUGAGAGGAACUGCAGUGCAGAGCUUUUCAUUAUAGAUUAAAGGUCUGAUCUUUGGUAUAGCUCCGCUGACGUCAACAGUGAUAAACCAAUUUGCACCAGCCUAGUGUCUACAUGUAGCUAUUUUCCCAUCUCAUCAUUUUUACUGGCCCUGAUUCUGAUCUCACUUACAUGGGUUUUAAGUCCAUGUGACUGCAUUGGAGUUACUUCUGAUUUACACCAGACACAGAUCAGAAUCAGGCCCAGAGUGCCCUGCAGAAGGGUCUAAUGUAAUGGAUGUUUAAUGUUGUUUUUUUUUAUUUGUGCAUUUUCUCCUUCAGAUGCAUAUUUAUCUGCAUACUAUAUUUAUUAAAUGCAUUUAACAGCCCUUUGACAUCCUAAUACUGUAUAAUAGUCUAGGCUCUAGGGGCAUCUAUAAGAUAUAGCAGGCCUGAUUCUGAUCUCACGACUGUGAGAAUCAGAAGUUAACUCCAUUGAAGCAAUGGAGUUACACCAGUCAAGUGGUAUCAGAAUAAGGACCACUGCUUUCAGUGGAAUGCUCUGGAUUUACAAGUGAGCACAUGAUCUGUCCUGCUGCUGUCUUUUAAAUUCGCUUUUUCUUUCUUACAUGCCUUUACCAUCAGAGUUUGAGCUGGAACAGACAUUGGGCUUGUUUCUGCUCUCUCAAUAGUUUUACCCCUGAUUUCAGUGGAAUUACUCCAGAUUUAGACUAGUGACAUGAGACAUAUGUUUCUGCUCUCUCAAUAGUUUUACCCCUGAUUUCAGUGGAAUUACUCCAGAUUUAGACUAGUGACAUGAGAGCAGAAUCAGGCCCAGUGUACCAAGACUAGGAAAAUUCUUUAAAUCCACAACAAAUACAAUUUAGCUUCAAAAGAUAAACUCAAGUCUAAAAGAAUGUUGGAGAGGUUCUUACCAUUUAAAUUUUAGCAGGACUCUCUUCCAUGCUGUCUGUACAAUGGGCAGGUCUGACUAUUUAUAUAUUAUCUUUUUAGUAAUUCCACUUGAUUCCUGUACCUUUCUGAUUGGACUUUGGUCCCAGAGAACUCUGGACUGCAGUAGUAGUUCUGAAACAAAAACUAUAUGCACAUUGGUGCUUUUCCAGAACCUUUAAGUGGAAUUAACACUUGCAAUAUCCUAAAGAAAAAAUCAUUCUUCCUUAGUAAUUUAAGAUGGAUUUAGAGCUGAGCAUUAAGAAUAAAUGCAUAUUCUCAUAGGGCCCAGUUCUCCUCUCAUACCAAUGUAAUUCCAUUUGCUUUAGUAGAGUUACUUCUGAUUAUACCAGCGUACAUGAUGAGAGAAUCAGGUCCAUAAUCUAAAUUAAGGGCAGCUAGUGCAGUCCAUAGUCACAUGAUCCUGCUGAACUUAAUGGGGCAGAUGUUUAGCUGUGUAAAUUGUCUUAGCUCCAUUGACUACAAGGGAGGCCUCCAGGACUUGAGUUAAUGAGUGUAAGGACUCAUGUAAGUAAGGGCUGCAGCACUCCACCCUUGUGUAGUACUACACUACAGUCAUACCCACAAGAAAUGGUGGGGUGGUUUUUGGGAUGGAGAAAAAAAGAGUUGUUUUAAUAAAUUAUUCUCCACCGAUAGUCAGGAAAUGUAGAAUGGCUUUUACAUCAGAGCAUAUGUUUAACCAUACAGAACUGAAGUGGGAUUUGAGAGUUUGUUGUUCGAAAGAGGUGCUGGCCAUCACCAGCUUUUAAGAAGAAACUACUUGUUUAUAUUGCAGUAUUUAUUUAUUUAUUUGAAUGGUUACACAUGUAGCAGAAUAUUUAUAAUGUAUUCAAAAACUGUUUCCUUUUAUAAAAAUUCCAAUAAACUUUUUUCUCAAAUGA